GUCGUGGAAACUCUUUCUCUGUGCUCUGUUCUCCGUUUUCAUCUUCUGAUUUUUUCGCCGACAUGGGCGACGCCAUGAAAGUUAAGGUUAAGGACAUCGAGACACUAUUCUCAACGGAUGGCUACUUGAGGCCUUUCGAGCGUGAGAUCCGACGACGACAUGGCGUACUCCAGGAGUGGCUGGACAAGAUCAACCAAGGCGAUGGCGGAAUGGACCAGUUCACGCAGGGAUACAAAUACUACGGCCUGCACUUUCAGCCGGACAACUCGGUGAUUGCCCGGGAGUGGGCACCGGGGGCCAAGAAUGUCUAUCUGGCAGGCGACUUCAAUAACUGGCACUGGGAGUCGCAUCCCUUCAAGAAACUUGAGUUUGGCAAGUGGGAACUGCAUCUGCCCCCCAAUGCGGAUGGCAGUCCACAGAUCAAGCACCUGAGCGAGAUUAAGAUCAUCAUUCGGAACCAUUCUGAUCACUUGCUGGAUCGCCUGUCGCCCUGGGCCAAGUAUGUGGUGCAGCCACCAAAGGAGGCCAACCAAGGGGUUAACUACAAGCAGUACGUGUGGCAGCCACCAGAAUCGGAGCGCUACCAGCGCCAGCAUUCCCGUCCAGCCAGGCCCAAGUCCUUAAGGAUUUACGAGUGCCAUGUGGGCAUUGCCUCGCAGGAGCCGCGCGUGGGCACCUACGACGAGUUCGCCGAUCGCAUUGUGCCCCGCAUCAAGCGGCAGGGGUACAACUGCAUCCAGGUGAUGGCCAUCAUGGAGCACGCCUACUAUGCCAGCUUUGGCUACCAGGUGACCAGCUUCUAUGCCGCCUCCAGCCGCUGCGGCAACCCAGAACAGUUGAAGCGAAUGAUUGAUGUUGCCCAUUCCCACGGGCUGUACGUCCUGUUGGAUGUCGUCCACUCGCAUGCCUCGAAGAAUGUACAGGAUGGCUUGAACCAGUUUGACGGCACCAAUAGCUGCUUCUUCCACGACGGAGCCCGCGGCGAGCACUCUCUGUGGGACAGUCGUCUGUUCAACUAUGUGGAGUACGAGGUGCUGCGCUUCUUGCUGUCCAACCUGCGCUGGUGGCACGACGAGUACAACUUUGAUGGCUACCGCUUCGAUGGCGUCACCUCAAUGCUGUACCAUUCGCGAGGCAUUGGCGAGGGCUUCAGCGGCGACUACAAUGAGUACUUUGGCCUGAAUGUCGACACGGAUGCUCUCAACUAUCUGGGGCUGGCCAAUCAUAUGCUGCACACGCUGGACCCCGAAGUCAUCACCAUUGCGGAGGAUGUCUCGGGAAUGCCGACGCUGUGCCGUCCCGUCUCGGAGGGCGGCAUUGGCUUCGAUUAUCGCCUGGGCAUGGCUAUACCGGACAAGUGGAUUGAGCUGCUCAAGGAGCAGAGCGACGACCAAUGGAGCAUGGGGGACGUAGUCCACACCCUAACCAAUCGCCGCUGGAUGGAAAAUACGGUGGCGUACGCAGAGUCGCACGAUCAGGCCCUGGUCGGGGACAAGACCAUUGCCUUCUGGCUGAUGGACAAGGAGAUGUACACGCACAUGUCGACGCAGUCGGACUCCAGCUUGAUUAUCGAUCGUGGCCUGGCACUGCACAAGAUGAUACGCCUGAUCACACAUGCCCUCGGCGGAGAGGCCUAUCUGAACUUCAUGGGCAAUGAGUUUGGACAUCCCGAGUGGCUGGACUUCCCCCGCGUGGGCAACAACGACUCGUACCACUAUGCCCGUCGGCAGUGGAACCUGGUGGACGACAACAUGCUGAAGUACAAAUACCUCAAUGAGUUCGAUCGGGCCAUGAACGAGGCUGAGCAGCGCUACGGUUGGCUGCAUUCCGGACCCGCCUACGUCAGCUGGAAGCACGAGGGCGACAAGAUCAUCGCCUUUGAGCGUGCCGGACUGGUCUUCGUCUUUAACUUCCAUAUACACCAGAGCUUUACUGGCUACCGCGUGGGCACCAACUGGGCGGGCACCUAUCAGGCGGUGCUCUCCUCAGACGAUCCUAGGUUUGGCGGCCACAACCGCAUCGAUGGCAAUGUUAAGCAUCGCUCCGACCCGGAGGGAUACGCUGGUCGUUCCAACUUCAUUGAGGUCUACAGCCCAUCACGUACGGCCGUAGUCUAUGCCCGCGUCAGCGAUUAAGCUCGAUAGGCAUCAAACUCAGAUCACUAAAAUUAUUAAUGCCUAAACGAAUUUCAAUGCUAGUAAUUAGACUUUGGUUAUGUUCCGAAUCGAAUCGGGAAAGCUACUACUGAAAUACAUAUAUACACCCUGA
Drosophila persimilis is the source of this 2268-nucleotide messenger RNA. It is a transcript of the gene AGBE, whose product is annotated as 1,4-alpha-glucan-branching enzyme. Gene Ontology annotation, cellular component: cytoplasm. NCBI's taxonomy places the organism in Eukaryota, Metazoa, Arthropoda, Insecta, Diptera, Drosophilidae. Gene Ontology annotation, biological process: glycogen biosynthetic process. The coding region runs from base 63 to 2135 and encodes 690 amino acids. The transcript is spliced from 4 exons. Gene Ontology annotation, molecular function: 1,4-alpha-glucan branching enzyme activity; cation binding; hydrolase activity, hydrolyzing O-glycosyl compounds. The record is from RefSeq and is a predicted model, not a curated record.